AAGGCCUCCCCGUAAUGUAGUCACAACAAGACGCACGAUCGAGCUCAAACUCACAUAGAUAGUGGCUACUGCUUGGGCGAUCAAAAUGGAAGGCGGCGGUGUCCAGAUCAUCUCUCGGCGCAUGGUCAAGCCGGAGUAUCAAAGGAGCUCACCGCCGCCGGAGCCUGAGACCGUCCACCUGACGCCAUGGGACCUGCAGCGGAUUACCAUGGGCUACAGCCAGAAUGGCGUCCUCCUGCCGAAGCCUCCGGCCAGCAUGCACGCCGUCGAACACCUCGCGUCGUCCUUCGCGCGCGCCUUGGGCCGCUUCCACCCCCUUGCCGGCCGCUUCGCCGUCGCGCCGGCGGGCAGCGGCGACGGCCUGACGAUCUCGCUCCGCUGCGGCGACCAAGGCGCCGAGUUCGUCCACGCCGCGGCGCCCGGGGUCGCCGUGUCCGACAUCUCCGGCCCGCUCCGCGUCAUCCCGCGCGUCGCCUGGUCUUUCUUCCCUCUCAACGGGAUGCUCAGCACGGACGCGGCCGCUGACCCCAGCCGGCCGCUCCUGGCCGUGCAGGUCACCGAGCUCGCCGACGGCGUCUUCGUCGCCAUGUCGCUCAGCCACGCGGCCGCCGACUGGACGACGUUCUGGGACCUCUUCAACACCUGGUCGGAGAUCAGCCGAAACAAGAGUGACAUGUCCACAGCGGCGCCACUCGAGAGGUGGUUCCACGACGGCUGCCCCGUGCCGAUCCCUCUACCCUUCGCCAAGGUGCAGGACAUGGCCAGGCCGUUCGAGUACCCGCCGGUGCAGGAAUGCUCCAUCCGUUUCUCCCCGGAGAGCAUAAAGAAGCUCAAGGAGAAAGCGAACGCCGAGAUGGCCGGCACGGCCACGGCCACCAUCUCCUCGCUGCAGGCCCUGCUCGCGCACCUAUGGCGAGCGGUGUGCCGCGCCCGGGGGCUGGCGCCGGACGUGGAGGCGAAGCUCACGCUCCCCGUCGGAUGCCGGACGCGGGUGAAGGGUAUUCCGCAGGCAUACAUGGGCAACGCCUUGACAAGUGGGGUUGCCAGGCACCCCGUCGGCGAGAUCCUGGGCGACGGCCGGCUGGGCCGGACGGCGCGGCUUGUGAAUCGUGCCGUGGCCUCGGUCGACGAGGCGAGCGUGAGGGCCGAGCUCGCGGCUUGGCCUCACAACCCCAGCUUCAGCCGCGUGGCCGUGGGUGGCUGCGGUGGGGAUCGUGCGGCGGUGAUGAUGAGCGGCUCGCCGCGGUUCGACGUGUACGGCAACGACUUUGGCUGGGGCAGGCCGGUGGGCGUCCGGACUGGACCCGGGGACAAGGAGGACGGGUUGAUCACGGUUUUCGAGGACGGCGGAGGGGCCGGGGGCAUGGAAGUGGAGGUGUGCCUCGCUCCUGACGUUCUCGCCAGGCUCGUCGCCGACGAAGAGCUGAUGAGCACGUCCGUCUAGGAGUAGGAGGGCAUAGAUGAUGGCGGCGGAGGUGUGCCUCGCCGACGGAGAGUCUGGUUCCGGUGCUUUAUUUUAUUCCUUUAAAUGUCGUGUCUGUGCUGUAGUAAUUAAUAAUUCUGAUGCCCAGCGUGAGGUUGCACUUUUGUGUCUGUUACGUCUGCAUAUUAAAAU
This is a messenger RNA of Triticum dicoccoides, 1615 nucleotides long. RefSeq lists its product as uncharacterized. Lineage: Eukaryota; Viridiplantae; Streptophyta; Magnoliopsida; Poales; Poaceae. The record is from RefSeq and is a predicted model, not a curated record. Bases 86 to 1444 code for a protein of 452 amino acids. The transcript has a single exon.